AUGGUGCCGGGCCGCUGGCUGCUCGGCUGCCGGACCCUAGCUGCGCUGAGAGCGUCCUGCGCCCGUUGCGGCCUGGGUCCAGCCCUGCUGGGAAUCUUUCUCCAUCACAUGGAUUUAAGGAAGAGCUUGACCGUGGAGCAGGGCACGAUGAAGGUUGAGUUACUGCCUGCUCUGACCGACAAUUACAUGUACCUGAUCAUCGAUGAUGACAGCAAGGAGGCUGCCAUUGUGGACCCGGUACAGCCCCAGAAGGUUGUGGAAAUGGUGAGGAAGCACGGUGUGAAGCUGACUACAGUGCUCACCACCCACCACCACUGGGACCACGCUGGUGGGAACGAGAAGCUGGUCAAGUUGGAACCUGGGUUGAAGGUGUAUGGGGGUGAUGACCGGAUUGGAGCCCUGACUCACAAGGUCACACACCUGUCCACACUGCAGGUGGGGUCUCUCAACGUCAAGUGCCUGUCGACGCCAUGUCACACUUCCGGACACAUCUGCUACUUUGUGAGCAAACCCAACAGUCCCGAGCCCCCUGUGGUGUUCACAGGCGACACAUUGUUUGUGGCUGGCUGCGGGAAGUUCUAUGAGGGGACAGCAGAUGAGAUGUACAAAGCCCUGCUCGAGGUCCUGGGCCGGCUCCCUCCAGACACGAGAGUGUACUGUGGCCACGAAUACACCAUCAACAACCUCAAGUUUGCUCGCCAUGUGGAGCCCAGCAAUGCCGCCAUCCAGGAGAAACUGGCCUGGGCCAAGGAGAAGUACAGCAUCGGGGAGCCCACGGUGCCAUCCACCAUUGCAGAGGAGUUCACCUACAACCCAUUCAUGAGAGUGAGGGAGAAGACUGUGCAGCAGCAUGCGGGUGAGACGGACCCUGUGACCACCAUGAGGGCCGUCCGCAAAGAGAAGGACCAGUUCAAGGUGCCGCGGGACUGAGGUGGC
Lipotes vexillifer (Yangtze River dolphin) is the source of this 936-nucleotide messenger RNA. RefSeq names its product hydroxyacylglutathione hydrolase (gene HAGH). Lineage: Eukaryota; Metazoa; Chordata; Mammalia; Artiodactyla; Lipotidae. Gene Ontology annotation, biological process: glutathione metabolic process. Bases 1 to 930 code for a protein of 309 amino acids. The transcript is spliced from 9 exons. The record is from RefSeq and is a predicted model, not a curated record. Gene Ontology annotation, cellular component: mitochondrion. Gene Ontology annotation, molecular function: hydroxyacylglutathione hydrolase activity.